AUGGAAAAAACGUGGAAUUGUGAGUCGUGCUCUCAAUCAGAACGUGAAACUGAAAAGUCUCUGAGUCCAAAGAUACAGAAGUUUACCUCUCAGGAAGAGCUGAUCGAUCACAUUAGGCGCCAUCACCUAUCCAGGAAAAUCGAACGUGGUCACACUGUUUUCAUUUGCUUAUACGGCCCUUCGGGUUUCUGUGAUAAGACUGGUGGUCUCCAAACUCACCAUCAACGUCAUUUGGCUAGCUUUGAUUCUGAAUACGAUUAUGAACAUCAUCUUGUAACAAAACAUGUAAUUAAAACUGACCGAGUCAAAUCAAAACUGCAGAAGGUGCAACCAACUGUUCUUAGUCCAGUGUCUCAUAAUUGGACACAAUAUGACUCGGUCAUUAACAUGGCAGCUGUCCUCAAUGAUCCAAACAACCGUCAGGUAGACAUCUUUUAUCGUUAUUGGGGCGAGGCGUUUGAUCAACCGCCAAUUAUACCGAAAAAACUACCUUUGAUCACAGAAGAUCAAUUUUUCCCCUAUCUUGCUCAACUGGCCAAACGGAGGCCUGCCAUUCCUUCUUCAUUAGGAGCACCAACGCCUCUCCCAAAAACCAGCCCUGUUCAAUUAGAUUCGAGCAGCCUCUUCUGUUCCCCAGAUUUCAAAUUGUCCAACCCGGAGAUUUUCAAUCGUGUUAUUCCACUGCAGCAACGUCUCCGGUUCGCCAAACUUUCAGCCCAACAAAGUGACAGACUCUCCCACCAGCUCGACGCUGUCGAGUUAGCGAUCGUCAAUCACGUUUCGGAAAGGUCUCCUGCCUUUUUCGAGGCUGUUUGCGCUCACGAUGUGGUGAAGGAUCAACUGAGUCAAACUAUUUCCCUGGUCAACUCGGUGAGGGCAAAGCUGAAAGAUGUGGAUGCAAUUUAUUGUCGUGGUGCUGUCCAGUUGGCGAGGCUAGCUCGCCGUCGUGCCAAUUUAAAAACACUGCAAUCUAAGUUAGAGGUGAUAGCUUCCGUUCACUCGGCACAACCCACAAUCCAAUCUCUACUGAAAUCGAAUGACUUCUGUUCAGCAUUGGACCUCAUUAAGAACACCCGCGAAGCCCUCUCGACCAUCAAUAGCGAUGGUUGUGGGGGAUUCGCUUGUCUGCGCCACUUGGAUGCUCAGUUGACGGAGAUUGCUAAAUUUAUCAACACAAUGGUUGGCGCUGAGUUCGAGUCAGCCCUGCGCAAUUUCCUUUCUAACCCAACCAAUGGCGACAACGAUGCCUCUGAGCAACUCGUGCCGAGUGUGUUAGGCCUUCUGCGAAUUGGACAAACUGAUUUUAUCCCUACCAUCCGCACAGAGGUACAAAGCGCGCUUGCAGACGCUCUUGAAAGAACUUGUGGGGGCUCCCUGGGUAGUGAACGUGGCCAUUUCCCGGACGAAGACAGAAGUGUGCAGGGAAGUUCCUCUGAAAACACGACUUCCACGUGGCUGGACCUCCUGAAAUCCGUCUGUCUGGAACUUGAGCAAGUUCUAUUCCGCAUUCGAGUAACCCUUGGUCAGAGUUGUGCUGGAUGUUUGUACGAGUGGUUUUUAUUCUUUCAGUCAGUCAUUUUAUCGGUCGCAUCUGCCAUAACGCCCUCAGCGCUGGACGACGCUGACUCCGCGUCUGUGAGCAACGAAAGCCUGCGCCGCAUAUACUGGGAGGCCACUGAUUGGUCGCAACGCGAGGUGGCCAAAAUAGUCACUUCCCACUUUAAACAGACCAGGCAACAACAGCCUUCAGUCAAAGGACUGGUUUCGUGCGAUGACUUUAUUGCAUUCGCCGAAAUUCUCGAAAAUUUCCAUAGACGUGUGGUUGUCCCGGCUUGGUCGUUCUACUGCUGGCCAGCACGUUCUGGUUUGCCGUUUCCAGUCCACUCUGCAGUUCUGCGCAGCCUCGUUUCAUCACAGGCCUCAGUGCUUCUUCAAGCCUUCCACGAAGACCACUGCAACACGCUCAGCCAGGCUCUCGACCAGGAAACUUGGCGACCGGCAAGCCAUGCCCUGAGCCCCGCCCUCGUCCCUCUUCUCUCUCAUCUCCUCGACCAUCACGAGGUGUGUCUUACACUACCUCGAACUCCUUCCAGUCAAUGGUCUUUUUUAUUCAAAUCCCUUUGUUUAUGCGCCUUCAAACCUAUCCUUAGCGCUUUUUCUAAAACCCUGUAUCGCACUUGUCACUGGGUUGAAUUUAAAAAUCGGAUGCGUGAAUUUUCAUUUGCACAGCUGCAGACGAUCUCAAACGUGGACGCUUCCGAUAAUAGUGUUUCCAGUGUUGAGGCUGGCACCAGCUCGAAAUUGAUUCUGCAUGGAGAAGGUUAUGUCGUCGUGGAGACUGUACUUACCCUCAUCCCUCUGAUGAUAGAUUACCUCCAAUUGGGUAAAAAAUUAGCUGCAUGGCCUGCUCUACUUCGCGACGUACAGCUUUAUUUGACCAAAUUCAUAACGGUUUUCAAUUCUCGAAGUUGCGAAUUGGUUCUUGGCGCGGGAGCACGAAAGCGCGAUGUGCUUUCGACGAUCUCCGCACGGAAUUUGGCUCUGGUGGCUCGUAGCCUCGAAUCCCUUCUCAUCAUAAUUCCGGUACUUCAAGCCUUCUUUGAAAAACUUUAUCAAAACGCGGAGGAGAGCUGUGAUAAACUCAGCGAAGCCUCUUCAUGUCACAAUGAUCACUUAUUAAUAACGAAGAAAAAGGGCCUCUCAAAUCCCUUCACUGCAGUGAAUUUGUCUAUCAGUAUUUCAGGUAACUUAAUCAUCUCUUGUAGAAAACAUUUAUCGGAUCUUGUUGAGAAGUUGACUACUCUUUUAGCAACGAGAAUCGCUUCGCGCCUGGGGACUUGGCAACCUCGUCCGCCCACACCCAGUGCCGAACUGCGCGCUGUUUGCCAGGCGCUCACCAAACUCACAGAAACCACUUCUGAUGUUCUCUCUUCCGACAUGCUCACGGCAUAAUUCAAAGCUGGAUUGCGACAGCGGCUUGCAGAUCUCUCUUUGUUUCCUGAUGGUGGACCACAACAAGGCUUGGUAGACUCCGAGCUGGUGUUCUAUAUGACCUGCUUGCGUAGGCUUACCCCCAGCCUAGAACAUUUUGCUGACGACUGCAAUGAAGUUUGGCCAACUCAGUCUGCUCCGAAGAGCUGA
Mesocestoides corti is the source of this 3141-nucleotide messenger RNA. Lineage: Eukaryota; Metazoa; Platyhelminthes; Cestoda; Cyclophyllidea; Mesocestoididae. The record is from the annotation of a GenBank genome assembly.